UGCCAAAAUUAACUUGUAAAGAGCUCUAUAUUUAACUGGCUUAAAGACAAACACUACAUAAAUCAAGUAUACUUGAAGAAAUAUAGAAACUAAUUCAAAUGUUUUUCAAGUUCACGUGAUGUAGGAAAAUCCCCAGUAAAUAAAACCUAAUUUUGUCGAUUUAAUUACAAUAGGCAAGUCUUUGGUGCUAUCAGCAUUAAAUAUAAUACUCUUAUUCUACCUCGGUUUACUAAAAUAUAAAUAAGCUCAUUAUCGCUAUUGCAGACUUUGUCAUCAAGAAAGAUAACUUAAAAUUAGCUGUUACUGUGUCAUGACAUUUCCAAGAGCAAAUCUAAAUGUUGAGCAAGUAGACUAAAUACAUAUGUAAAAGUUAUAAAUGAACUUUUCAACAAUACUUAUGUUUCAUGGUAUGGCUACUUAAAAAGCUUCCAAAAUCUUUAACUUGCCUCAGUUCAUCUUUCAACAAGGUAAAGUCUCCAUUCUGCCUUCAUUCAAACGUUUAUUAAGUACUUAAUGGUGCAGGCAGGAGGUAAAACACGUUCAAAAAGGAAUGGAGGUGGCUUCUAGCCCUGGAGGUGCAGGAAGGUAGGUACACUUCAGUAAACUGUGCAGUUAAUUUCUGCUUCUUCAGGCAGUUUCUUUUUCUUCCGACUCACAGAUUAACAACGAGAGUACGUCCUACAAAAAGAAGCGGUGGAAAGAAGACUGAAGGCAUGGGCGGGAGAAAACUAAAAUAAACCUGGCUCUAAGCACUCACGUUUCACCUAUACUUAACCACCCAGCUCUCUGCGGCCAGGAACCCCACCCAGCACACUGCGAGUGUCAUAAAUUUACCAACUCCAAUUUUUAAUAAGAGGCUAACAAGUUAAAAGCAAACUCAAAAGUUCCAAGGGUCGUGUAAGCCAAGGCUGUGUAAUUUCAUGCUAACUUUCGCUUGAGCAUUAAAAAAUCAAAUCAAAUCAUCUGCGUAGACAUAAAACGGAAUUAAAGAGGAACCCAAGGCGACCCGGGGAGUAAAACACGUCUCGCGAGAGUUUGACGAGCCCGAGCCGGGCCCCAAGGAAGUGGGCGUGGGUCCAGGUGGGCGGGGCUCCGGGGAUCGCGAGUUUUGGGUCGCGGACCGGGGAUCUGCGGCGGCCACGGCUACUGUGACCUCUGGUGGCGGCUGUGACCUUUCUCAGCUCCUUCCUGGCUCGCAGCCAUGGCGCAGAAACCGAUCCUGCUGCUGAUGCUGCUGCUCGGCGCAGCCCCGGUACGCAGCUCCAGCCCUCUGCCGCUGAUCGUCAACACUUGGCCUUUCAGGAAUGCAACCCAAGCAGCAUGGAGGACAUUAGCAUCUGGAGGUUCUGCGCUGGAUGCGGUUGAGAGUGGCUGUGCGGCAUGUGAGAGGGAGCAGUGUGAUGGCACCGUGGGCUUUGGGGGCAGUCCUGAUGAAUCUGGAGAGACCACGCUGGAUGCCAUGAUCAUGGACGGCACUACGAUGAACGUAGGAGCAGUAGGAGAUCUUAGACGAAUUAAAAAUGCCAUUGGUGUGGCACGGAAAGUACUGGAACAUACCACACACACCCUAUUAGCAGGAGAGGCAGCCACCAAGUUUGCCGAAAGCAUGGGGUUUAUCAAUGAGGAUUUAUCCACCAGUGUUUCUCAGGCUCUCCAUGCAGACUGGCUUGCUCAGAACUGCCAACCAAAUUACUGGAGGAAUGUUAUACCAGAUGCCUCCAAAUACUGUGGACCCUACAAACCACCUAAUAUCUUAAAGCGAGAUGGUUCUACCUAUAAAGAAACAGGAGAUAGUUACGGUCAUGAUACUAUUGGCAUGGUUGUCAUCCAUAAGAUGGGAUAUACUGCUGCUGGUACAUCUACAAAUGGUAUAAAAUUCAAAAUACCUGGUCGAAUAGGAGACUCGCCAAUCCCUGGGUCUGGGGCCUACGCCGACGACACCGCGGGAGCCGCUGCCGCCACUGGGGAUGGUGACAUUCUGAUGCGCUUUCUCCCAAGCUACCAAGCUGUGGAAUAUAUGAGAAGAGGAAAAGAUCCAACCACAGCAUGCCAGAAAGUUAUUUCAAGAAUCCAGAAGUAUUUUCCAAACUUCUUUGGAGCUGUUAUAUGUGCCAACGUGACUGGAAGUUAUGGUGCUGCUUGCAAUAAACUUUCAACAUUUACUCAGUUUCAUUUCAUGGUUUAUAAUUCUCUAAAAAGCGAGCCAACUGAGGAAAUAGUAGACUGCAUCUAAUCCAUCUUUGCUGUCAGUGUCUAUAUUUAAAGAAGAAAGAAACAGAGGCUGAAAAGGCUACUUACCGUCACUGGUGUAAUGUGCCUCAUGUAUCCUAGAGUCUUUGUGUAAAAUAAGCACAGAAAAAUAAAUUUUAUGCUGAAACAGCAUUUUCAUUUUCUAUAUCCAAAAA
This is a messenger RNA of Sus scrofa (pig), 2405 nucleotides long. The record is from RefSeq and is a predicted model, not a curated record. Lineage: Eukaryota; Metazoa; Chordata; Mammalia; Artiodactyla; Suidae.